Molecule: messenger RNA, 231 nt
Organism: Peronospora belbahrii
Lineage: Eukaryota; Oomycota; Peronosporomycetes; Peronosporales; Peronosporaceae
Source: the annotation of a GenBank genome assembly
AUGGUCUUGCUGAAACGCCCAUUAGCGGUCCUAUGGCCAGCACUUGUCUUAGCACGGCAACCCCGAGAGCCGUCACCGCGAGGGACCAUCGAACUCGACCGAGGAACAGGCUUUAUUCACCAGGCUUGGGAUAUUAUUUCACCUGGGUUUGAGUAUGGAAAGUAUCGUAGCUACAACCGACACAUGACUAGCGUCCAGGCCGUCUUCCGAGCAGCUUUAUACAAGCACUGA